Suillus clintonianus is the source of this 1623-nucleotide messenger RNA. RefSeq names its product WD40-repeat-containing domain protein. The record is from RefSeq and is a predicted model, not a curated record. Gene Ontology annotation, molecular function: protein binding. Bases 1 to 1548 code for a protein of 515 amino acids. Lineage: Eukaryota; Fungi; Basidiomycota; Agaricomycetes; Boletales; Suillaceae. The transcript has 5 exons.
AUGACACUAUCUCCGAAUGGCAACACUGUUGCACUGGUAGGCGGUGAUAGUAGUCCCGAUGAGAAAAGGAAAGUCGGGUUGUGGGAUGUUGAGCUGGGGAAGAACAUUGUCGAAUGGGGAGGGCCCAUUGGUAAUGUAUGGUCGGUGUGCUGGAGUUCCGAUGGUGAGCGAGUGGUGAGUGGAUCCCAUGAUGGGACGGCAAGAGUAUGGGAUGUCAAGAGCGGUGAACCCGUCCAGGGUCUGAAUCCAAUCAGGACGGGACAAGGGCGGGUGUGUGUCGUGAGCUACUCACCCAACGCAACAAAAACAGCGACGAGUGGAGAAGGCAAAAGUGGGAUCAAAAUCUGGGAUGCAAAGAGAAGGCUAGGCCAGAGGCUUUACACAAUUGGGCAGGGUUAUACAGUUUGGAGCUUGGCCUGGACGUCGGAUGAAAAGAAGCUUAUCGCCGGAUCCAAUGGCUCGAUUAGGAUAUUCAACACUGCCACAUGGCAGCAGAUCGGCGUUUUGGAGGGUCAUAAACAUGUUGUUUAUGCCGUCACUUUAUCUCGCAAUGACCGCCUGCUUGCGAGUACAUCAUGGGAUCACACGGCGCGUCUGUGGGAUCUAGACACUAACCUUCAAGUCGGUCCACCCCUCGAGCACCCAGAUGAAGUGGACUGUGCGGCCUUUUCCGUUGAUGGCAAGCUGCUAAUCACAGGUUGUGCUGAUACAAACGCGUAUAUGUGGGACAUCAACACCAUCCUAUCCAUUGAUGCACGAAACGUCGAACUCAAACAGGUGUAUGAGUCAUCUCACGGCUCUCCAAGCAUAGAGCACAUUCCCCCCUCAUUUUUGGAGGCUGAUGCUACGCAAGGUUUUGACCAGCUCGGAGGAGCAGACGAACUCUCCCCAGGAUUUUUCGAUAACCUCUCCGUGACACCUGGUACCCGGCCCAAAUUUUCUGCACUCCUUGGUCACUUUUCCUCGCUCCUUCGCCGCCCUCAACCGAAUGAAGCGAUCGAAACUCAGCAACCUCCAGUGUCUUCGGAACCACUUUCGCAAGCACUCCUCAAUCGCCUGUCCUCUUUCCUUCGCUCUCCUCCAAACACUGAUGAAGUACCUGAAUUUCCGCAACCCCCAAUGCUUUCGCGAUUACGUCCACAGGUACUCCUCGGUCACCUGUCCUCACUCUUGCCCCGCUCUCGAAUCCACACCGACGAAGUAAUCGGGCCUCAACAACGCCCAACGCCCUCGGGCUCACGUCCAGGUGCACUCAUCAGUAGCUUGUCCUCACUCUUCCGCUCUCCACUCAACGCCGAUGAAGAAGUCGAACUCCAGCAAUGGCCAAGGCAAAUCACCUCCUCUCAUUGCAAUCCUCAUGUUGUCGAGGUCGCUGCACAACGAGAUAAGAAGGCAUUGUAUGUUGCUCGCCGACCGAAAACAGCUAGUGAAAAUGCAAAACGCAUCAAGAAUCCCAAACCGUGGGUUCGUGUAGUCUUGUUUCUUUGUUGUGUCUCUCCUGGUACCGAUGACAGCCCUGGUACUGACGGGACUCCUCGCACGACAUAGAUAACUGUGAUUGAUCAUUACAUAUUCUGUUCUAAUUCAUGCAUUGUCGACUCUGGAGAGUGAUAUUAUAAUUUA